Messenger RNA from Sorghum bicolor (sorghum), 1612 nucleotides. Its product is annotated as vacuolar protein-sorting protein BRO1. NCBI's taxonomy places the organism in Eukaryota, Viridiplantae, Streptophyta, Magnoliopsida, Poales, Poaceae. The record is from RefSeq and is a predicted model, not a curated record. The coding region runs from base 542 to 1366 and encodes 274 amino acids. The transcript has 2 exons.
AAACCCUGCGUACACACACCAAACACAAGGACCACGCACGCUUUACGUUUCUUGGUAGCUGAGAUGCUCCUCCUGUAUGUCCGUCUGUCACUCCCAGGAGCUCCUCCCAUAGUCUCAUCCCAUCCCAUGGACGGACGCAACAAUCGCAAUGCAUUGCAUUGUAUUGCAUUGCAUAUCUAGACCCUAGCUUAGCAGCCAACAAAGAACCAUUCAGGAAGGAGCCGAGUAGGAGAGACCAGUACACCAUCGUUAUUCGAUUCUCACUAGAUAGCUUGCUCUAGUUGCCCUUUAUCGCGCUCCAAACCCAAACCCAACCAACCUAGCUAGCUCUCCAAGACUGUCGUCGCCCUUGCUUAAAAGAUCACUGGUUUUGCAGCGCAGCUGACUUCGUUGUUAGUGAGAUUUAGCUAGCUAGGGGAUCAGCUAGCUACAUGCCAUGGAGAGGUGACGACGUGUUGAUCAAUGAUGUCUGAGUAGAAGCUGCAGUAGUUCUUGAUCGACUUCUUCAGGGUUCAGACAGACAGGUGCACCUAGUAUAGACAUGUAUCCACAGAUGGUAUAUCAUGCAGAUGUGCGGGCGAGGGAGAAGGAGUUGGCGGCGGCGGCGGAGAGGGGGAUGGGCUGCUCCUCCUGCGCUCCCUUUGGCAGGAUGAUAUCGAGAUUUAUCAUGAAGUGCAACGUAGGAAGAGAAGGGCGCGUGAGGUACGACGAGAGGAUGGGAAUGGACUACGCCAUGGCGUACGCUCCCGCGCAGACAUGCUACGUGCGCCCAACAGCUGCGCGCACCGUCACCUUGGCCACCACCACCGGCACCAACGCCGCCCGCGCCCACGCCGACCAUCCGGAUGCACAUCCACCGCGAGCGCACGCAACGACGACGACGACGACCCUGCCGCCGGGCACGCCGUCUUUUGCACCGGCGGGCGCCCCUGCCCAGCAACGCGCCGGCCCCGGCAUGCCACCACGCAAGCCCAAGAAGAAGAAGAAGAAGAAGCAGGUCCGGUUCACGCCUUCAGGGGCGCCGGUGCCGCCGCACGACAACGCCACGGCGGCAAGCGGAGGCAGUGCGGCCAGCGCCACCUACCACCACGGCCCACCGGCGGCCGAUCCGUCGUACUCCCCGGCGCCACCGGCACACGGCGGCCACCACGGAUACGCUUACGGGUACGGCCGGUACGCGCCGUCGCCGCUGCCGCGGUGGGAGAUGCUGGGGACGCCGAGGCGGCCAGAGUACUUCUCCAGCGAGUACAGGUGGUACUACCCGACGCCGGUGCGCGAGGGCAUCUACAGCAUCGCCACCGACGCCAACGGCCGCCUCACCACCAUCUUCAGCGAGGAGAACCCCAACGCCUGCACCAUCGUCUGAACUCUCAACAUUUGGUCACUGUACUUUGUCAGAGAUUAUCAUCAGAACAGAAUAAAAAAAUGAUCUUUCCUUUUUGGUAACUUAUUAUUUCUUUGGACGAAUAUAAUUGAAAGUCGUAGUUAAUUAGGUGAAGGAAUAUGGUUCUUGUAGACUCGUGUAAAUAUGUAAGCCACUAAAGUUGGCGAAAUGGAUUAGUUCGAAUGUCUGAUGCUUCGGCUUUAGCUAUAUAUAUCAUCUUAAUUUGAA